Molecule: messenger RNA, 1092 nt
Organism: Microtus ochrogaster (prairie vole)
Lineage: Eukaryota; Metazoa; Chordata; Mammalia; Rodentia; Cricetidae
Gene: Fpr1
Product: formyl peptide receptor 1
Biological process (GO): inflammatory response; phospholipase C-activating G protein-coupled receptor signaling pathway; positive regulation of cytosolic calcium ion concentration
Cellular component (GO): plasma membrane
Molecular function (GO): complement receptor activity; N-formyl peptide receptor activity
Source: RefSeq, a predicted model, not a curated record
AUGGACUCCAACAUCUCUCUUCUCAUGAAUAUGUCUUCAGGGAACCCCAUGAAUAUGUCUGCAAGGACCCAGUCAGUAUCUGCAGGUCAUAUUGCUCUGAAUGUCUUCUCAUAUUUGAUGUUUGCAGUCACCUUUGUCCUUGGCGUGCUGGGCAACGGGCUCGUGAUCUGGGUGGCCGGCUUCCGCAUGGUACGCACAGUCACCACCAUCUCUUACUUGAACUUGGCAGUUGCGGACUUCUGUUUCACCUCCACUUUGCCAUUUUUCAUUGUCUCCAGGGCCAUGGGAGGGCACUGGACAUUUGGUUGGUUUAUGUGCAAGUUCAUAUUUACCAUAGUCGACAUAAACCUGUUUGGAAGUGUCUUCCUGAUCGCCCUCAUAGCACUAGACCGCUGUAUUUGUGUCCUGCAUCCGGUCUGGGCUCAGAACCACAGAACCGUGAGCCUGGCCAAGAAAGUAAUCAUUGUACCCUGGAUUUGUGCUUUUCUCCUUACCUUGCCAGUUAUCAUUCGUGUGACCACAGUUCCUAAUAUACUUGAACCAGGGAAAACAAUGUGUACUAUUGACUUCUCCCCCUGGACCGAAGACCCUGUAGAGAAGAAGAAGGUGCAGGUCGCCAUGCUUACUGUCAGAGGGAUCAUCAGGUUCAUCAUUGGGUUCAGCACACCCAUGUCCAUUGUAGCCAUUUGCUAUGGGCUCAUAGCAACUAAAAUGCACAGGCAAGGCCUGAUCAAAUCCAGCCGUCCCCUGCGGGUCCUUUCUUUUGUUGUGGCUGCCUUUUUCCUCUGCUGGUGCCCAUAUCAGAUAGUGGCCCUAAUAGCCACAAUCAGAGUCCGUGAAGGCCAGAACGGUAUAACUCCAAACCUCAUGGUUGCAGUGAAUGUCACAAGCACCUUGGCUUUCUUUAACAGCUGCCUCAACCCAAUACUCUAUGUCUUCAUGGGCCAGGACUUCAGAGAGAAACUAAUCCACUCCCUGCCAGCUAGUCUAGAGAGGGCUCUAAGCGAGGACUCAGCCCAGACCUGUGACACAGGCACCAACUUGAGCACCAACUCCUCUCUACCUUCUAAAGACAGUGUACAAGCAGUGUGA